Molecule: messenger RNA, 861 nt
Organism: Penicillium argentinense
Lineage: Eukaryota; Fungi; Ascomycota; Eurotiomycetes; Eurotiales; Aspergillaceae
Gene: tif35
Product: translation initiation factor eIF3 core subunit g
Exons: 4
Coding region: 1-861 (286 amino acids)
Cellular component (GO): cytoplasm; eukaryotic translation initiation factor 3 complex
Molecular function (GO): translation initiation factor activity; RNA binding
Source: RefSeq, a predicted model, not a curated record
AUGUCUCGACUCGGGAACCGCGCCGACUGGGCCGACGACGAGGAAUUCGACGACCCCUCCGCUCUCCCCGCGCAACAAGUGAUCUCCAACAAAGAUGGCACCAAGACCGUGAUCUCCUACCGCUUUAACGAUGAUAACAAAAAGGUCAAGGUGACCCGCCGCAUCAAAACGACCGUCGUCCGCGAAAAUGUGAACCCCCAGGUUGCCGAGCGCCGGUCGUGGGCCAAGUUCGGUCUCGAGAAGGGCCACGCCGCCGGUCCCUCGUUCGACACUACCUCCGUCGGCGAGAACAUCGUUUUCCGUCCCAGCACCAACUGGAAGGCACAGGCCAAGGAGGCCGAGAAGGAGGGCGGCGAGAAGGGUAGCAUGAAGGACCAGCUGAAGGACAAGAAGGUCAAAUGCCGUAUUUGUUCCGGAGAGCACUUCACGGCCCGCUGUCCCUUCAAGGACACCAUGGCUCCCGUGGAGGAGCCCACUGCUGGUGGUAUGGAUGCCGGUGCGGAGGAUGCCGGUGGACUGGGCGCUGGCAGCUCCAGCUACGUGCCGCCUCACCUGCGCAAGGGUGGUGCUGGCGGCGGCGAGAAGAUGGCCGGUCGCUUCGAGAAGGACGAUCUGGCUACUCUCCGCGUCACAAACGUCAGCGAGUUGGCAGAGGAACAGGAGUUGCGGGAUCUCUUCGAGCGGUUCGGACGUGUCACCAGAGUUUUCCUUGCCCGGGACCGCGAGACACAGCGGGCCAAGGGCUUCGCUUUCAUCAGCUAUGCGGACCGCACCGAUGCGGUACGCGCCUGCGAGAAAUUGGACGGCUUCGGUUACCGCCAUCUCAUUCUUCGCGUCGAGUUCGCCAAGCGAUCUACUUAG